AACCAGUUAAGUUCAAAUAAUAUAUAAGUGAUCAAUUGAUUGUGUGUUAAGUGUAAAUAAGUUUUGUUAGAAAAUAUCGGUCACUGAUAAAGAGUAUGGAUAUUCUACUUUUGUGCUGCUUUGAUAAUUCAUUCAUAAUUUUGAAUCACACAUGAGUGUAUAUGGAGUGUUUUGAUACCUGUGACUACUAAAGACAGAUUGCAGUGAUCAAUGCACAAAGUAUUGGUAAAUUAAGAACUGAAGAUGCCAGGAACAUUGACCUACCCAAUAUAUGCUGGGGUCGAGUCAUCUCCACAAAGACAACGAUCCUAUAGUUGGAGUAAUCAACAGCGUACCCUAUCUCAUGUAUUGCCAACUCAUAGAAGACCUGGCCGUGUAUCGUUAGCAGAACCUGUGAGAGAUGAGACUACCAGUAAGCUGAGAUUAAAGGUGAUCGCUGGGCACCAAUUAGCUAAGAAAGACAUUUUUGGUGCAAGCGAUCCUUAUGUACGUGUUGAUUUAAAUACUGUAAAUGGUGAUCAGACAGUGGAUUCUGCACUUACAAAAACUAAAAAAAAGACUUUGAAUCCUGUCUGGGAGGAGGAAUUUAUAUUUAGAGUUAAGCCUGUUGAUCACAAAUUGGUGCUACAAGUUUUUGACGAGAACAGAUUGACAAGAGAUGAUUUUCUUGGAAUGGUGGAAUUAACAUUAAUCAAUCUACCUAUAGAACAAGAAGGUCAAACAAUCCCUGCUAGACGCUACUUACUUCGACCACGUAGUAAUCAUUCCAGUCAGCGUUCGAGAGUAAAAGGUACUUUGGAAGUAUACCACGCAUACAUUUCGGAUACGGUGACCGUAGAGACUGACUAUAGGGAUGCUGCAGUUGACACAGGAGGAUGGGAAAUGGUACAACCAGUACAUGUCAACCAUCCCAUGCAGACAGUUAUGUUUGACUCGCCGUUACCACCUUUACCACCAGGAUGGGAAGAAAGACAAGAUGCAAAUGGGCGAACGUAUUACGUUAAUCAUAUAGCACGAUUCACCCAAUGGGAACGACCAUCGGAAUCUAAUACUUCACCCAGUGGAAAUGUUGAAGUUGACCGAAAUUUCAGUACUGCUGCAACUGAAUUUCAGCGACGUUUUCAUAUAAGCGCAGAUAACGAAAACAGACACAGAAGUUCGAUUAAUCAGGAUGGUGAAGUACUCCGCAAGGAAGAUGAAGAUUCGGAAGCAAGAGAUAAUGAGAUUGAGAAUCAUAGGGGAGGGGGUAUUGGGGAUACUUCUUCAGACUCCGGACGUUCUGUUGAUCAACAUGGCUACCUUAGUGAAUGCGAAGACCAGACCGAUGAUAACGUAGAUAGUCCCGCCGGAUCUAGACGAUCCUCAGAACAGAUUGAAGCCCACAAACCCACCCUUCCCCUGCCAAGCGACGAAGGAUUGCCACCUGGAUGGGGUAUGCAAAUGGCACCGAAUGGUAGAGUCUUUUUUAUUGAUCAUAACGAAAGGACAACAACAUGGAUCGAUCCCCGAACGGGACGUCCAAGUUCGAUACCUAAUAACAUAGCUCCUUCAACUACACCAAGAAAUAAUUUAGAUCAACUUGGACCACUUCCUGAAGGUUGGGAAGAACGGCUUCAUACAGAUGGCAGAACAUUUUUCAUCGAUCAUAAUACAAGAACAACUCAGUGGGAAGAUCCACGCAUGUCCAAUCCACAAAUUGCUGGCCCGGCUGUACCAUAUUCGCGAGAUUAUAAGCGUAAAUAUGAAUAUCUCAAAUCUCAACUGAGAAAGCCUAACAAUGUUCCCAAUAAAUUCGAAAUAAAAGUUGGCCGAAAUAAUAUUCUCGAAGAUUCGUAUCGUAUAAUUAGUUCUGUUAAUAGAGUGGAAAUAUUAAAAACCAAAUUAUGGGUUGAAUUUGAAGGAGAAGUCGGUUUGGAUUAUGGAGGUCUUGCCCGAGAAUGGUUUUUCCUUCUGUCGAAAGAAAUGUUCAAUCCUUAUUAUGGAUUGUUCGAGUAUUCUGCCACGGACAAUUAUACUCUUCAAAUCAAUCCUUUCUCGGGAGUAUGCAACGAAGAACAUCUAAAUUACUUUAAAUUUAUUGGGCGUAUAGCGGGCAUGGCUGUUUACCACGGAAAGUUAUUAGAUGCGUUUUUUAUUCGACCAUUCUAUAAGAUGAUGUUAGGUAAAUCUAUCGAUUUAAAGGAUAUGGAAAGCGUUGAUUCAGAGUAUUACAAUUCGUUAUUGUGGAUUAAAGAAAAUGAUCCUAGCGAAUUAGAACUCACAUUCUGUGUAGACGAAGAAAGUUUUGGACAUACCUCCCAAAGAGAGCUUAAGCCUGAUGGUGCUAACAUACCAUUAACAGAUGUGAACAAAGACGAGUACAUAGGUUUAGUUAUACAGUGGCGGUUUGUAUCAAGAGUUCAAGAACAAAUGAAUGCAUUUUUGGAAGGAUUUAACGCUCUUAUACCACCGACAUUAGUGAAAAUAUUUGACGAACACGAAUUAGAAUUGCUGAUGUGUGGUAUUCAACAUAUUGACGUGAAGGACUGGAAACAGAAUACGUUAUACAAAGGAGAUUAUCAUGCCAAUCAUCUUGUCGUUCAAUGGUUUUGGCGAGUGGUACUUUCGUUUAGCAAUGAAAUGCGCUCUAGGCUUUUACAAUUCGUUACUGGGACAUCGCGGGUACCGAUGAAUGGUUUUAAGGAACUUUACGGUAGCAAUGGACCACAGCUGUUUACAAUCGAAAAAUGGGGCACAUCAGACAAUUAUCCGAGAGCUCAUACUUGUUUUAAUCGUAUCGACCUUCCUCCUUAUGAAAGUUAUCAACAACUCAGGGAAAAAUUGAUAAAAGCAAUUGAAGGUUCACAAGGUUUUGCUGGAGUGGAUUAGCACGAAAUACCCCUUUUCAUGAUGAUAUCUGUAAUAUAAUGUACAUAUAUACAUACACAUAGAUACACAACUAUGUAUACUGUCUAAUAUGAUUAACUAUUUAACAGGAUUAACAUUUUUCUGCACUCCGAAGACUUAGGUGUCUUUCGACUGCUAGUUACAUCAUUGAGACAAAUCAAUGAAAAGUAUCUUUAAACACUACUUAACUGUUAUCAAUAAUUCAAAAGAAUCUUAUGCAUAGUGCACUUUUAAAAUUAUAAGCUAUAUUUAACAAAAUGUUUGCAAGUAAUCUCAAAUGCUGUUUCGAAGCAGUUGACGAAUUACAAUUUAUUAACUUGUUCACUUUCUAUUUGUAAUUUCAUGUUUUGACUAUUACGCUUUGAAGAGGUUUUUGGGGAAAAAUUUUCGUUGUCACGAUAAAAAAAAAAAAUUAAUUUGAUUGUAAUUGUAAAUAAUUUUAAGAUAAAGUAAUACCGUAUUAAUUAAUAUCCUACUUUGUUGAUAGCGCGAAAAAUGCCUUGUUACGGAAGGAAUUUAUGAACAGUAUAAGUUCACAGAUUUAAGAGAUACAAUUUUAAAUGAAAGUAAAGCAUUAAAAAAAAAAAAGGUAUUAAUUGCAUUAUAUAUUUGUCAUAGUUUUUCAAAACGUAUUGAAUUUCAAUUAUACUCGAGCUAUUUUAUGAAACAAGCAAAAACAAGUAGUAAUAUUAUCAAGAAAUUCUAAAAAUAUAACUUGGAAAAUUGUCUCAUAUACGAUGAUGCUAUAUAAUUUUUGGAAAAAAAAACCAGCAUAUUAUUAAUUUAAAAUUUCAACUGUACAUUUUUACGUUUAAAACGAAGAUCACGUAGAACUUCGCCUUUCUUUUUGUUUAUAUAUAGCAAUGUUUUAUGUAGUAGUAAUAAAGACUAGGAAAUAGGUUAUGCCAAUCGAAAAAAAUGUACAGACAGAAGCUGGAAGACGAUUUUAAAAAGUCAAUCAUGCUAUUAGAAGAUAUAACAAGAAGAAUUAUGAUCACUGUAAAAUAUCUAUGCAAUUUUAUUUUUGAUCGAUUUGUUUAUUUAUUAUAAACUGCAUAUUAUUUAAUUUAAGAAUAUAUACAAACUUAAUAGAGGAUAAAUUAUAUUUCGAGACAGACGUAUUUGUUGCACGAUCUAUUCGCAUAGCGAAUUAAGAACUUUGGAGGUAGAACAGAGUUCUUCUUGUAUGUUCUUCUAAAAACUUGUAGUGAAAAACCACAUUAUGCUUGGCUCACAUUGUAUAUAGUAUUAAUUAAAUAAGAUAAAACAGUAGAAAUGAAACUGCUUGAACAGUAAAUUAAACUAUUUGUACAUUUUGACAAUAUAUACAAAAAAUUGAAGAUAUUCAAUUGUUUUGUCAAAAAUGAUAUACAAUGCAUGAAUUGAUCGAAGAUGCUGCGAUUAGCGUAACCUUGUAAAUGCCUACUUUGUACGAUAACAGCUAUUCCAAGAAUGUAACAAACGUUCUAGAAAAUGUUUAGCACUUAAAGCUAAUGAAACAUUCCAUCCUGUUUGUACAGCUUAUUUUAUUGUAAACAGAUACGUCCCGUUAGAUAAUAAAUAUUAUUAUUAUGAGAGAAA
Hylaeus volcanicus is the source of this 4467-nucleotide messenger RNA. It is a transcript of the gene Nedd4, whose product is annotated as E3 ubiquitin-protein ligase Nedd-4. The record is from RefSeq and is a predicted model, not a curated record. Gene Ontology annotation, biological process: ubiquitin-dependent protein catabolic process; regulation of dendrite morphogenesis. The transcript has 16 exons. Gene Ontology annotation, molecular function: sodium channel inhibitor activity; protein binding; ubiquitin protein ligase activity. Bases 244 to 2868 code for a protein of 874 amino acids. Lineage: Eukaryota; Metazoa; Arthropoda; Insecta; Hymenoptera; Colletidae.